GCCGAGCCCUACCGCCUGGCCACUCACGAGACUCCAACUUCCCCCCGACACAUGCAGUCCAGCCAGGGGUCUGGUCAUGGGAUGGGUCACGGUCCUGCCGGAUCCAGUAUGGGAGGCCAUGGAGGUCAGAGUCCUGGUCAGCACGCAUCCCGUCGAAACCUCCAGGUCGACUUCAGUGGCUCCAGGACCGGCCGGUCUCCAUCGGUGUCUCCUGACCGCGGCGUAACGCCCACCUCACCUUACUCGGUGCCACAGAUCGCGCCCAUGCCGAGCAGCAAACUGUGCCCAGUGUGCACCUCCACAGAGCUGUCCAACCCACCGGCUGUACCCAACUACAACACCUGCACCCAGUGUAAGGCCACCGUCUGUAACCAGUGUGGAUUCAACCCCAACCCACACCUCACUGAGGUCCAGGAGUGGUUGUGUCUAAACUGUCAGAUGCAGAGAGCUCUUGGCAUUGAUAUGACCACGCCUCGCUCUAAGAGCCAACAGCAGAUUCACUCUCCAUCCCACCAAGCCAAACCCAUUGUCCAGCCUCAGCAGCCCGCACCUCAGCCAACACAGCCGGCAGCAGCAGCAGCACAGCCCAAACCUCUGGCACAGAGUCAGCCCACCCAGCGACAGCAGCAGCAGCAACAGCAGCAUCCUCAGUCUCAGCCCUACGGCCAGACGCAGCCCUAUUCCCAGUCACAGCCAUACUCCCAGUCCCAGCAGUAUCCCCAGUCUCAGUCUCAGACUUACCCAUCAUCCCAGCCGGGGCCGCAGACUCAGCCUCACGCCUCCCCAGGCUUACAGAGACACCCAGGCCCUGGCGGCCCCCAGAAUCAGACAGUGCCCUCUCAGCAGGGCAUGAGGUCUGACCCGUACUCCCACAGAGGUCCUGGAGCUCCAGGGGCUGUCGGAGGGCCUACAGGAGGCCUCAAUCAACCUGGGGGUCCAAGGAUUCCCCACCCUGGUGCUGUGCCACUGCCUGGUUUGACAAAAGCGCCUUCCCAGCCUGAUUUGGGUCGUGGUUCUCCGAUGCAUCAGCCAAUGGCUCGACACCACGACCAGACCAGAAGUGCCGGCUCCUCGCCGGCCCACAGACCUCAAAGUCAGGCACCUCCUCCUGCCCAGGACGGCCUGACCAAACUGUUUGGCUUUGGAGCAUCGCUGCUCAAUCAGGCGAGUACCCUGAUCAGUGUUGACCCUCUGCCCACCGCCUCUACCCAGCCAAGCCCUGCACGAGGCAAGGUGGUGUUCAGCAAUGCAACUCCUGAAAACAGGCAGCAGCAACAGCAAGGGACAGCUGGCACUAAACCAUUAGGGAUGGGGGGCCCUCAUGCUCCAACUCAAAUGGGAGGCCCUCAUCCACCGGGCCAAAUGGGGGCUGCUCAUGCACCGAGCCAAAUGGGGGGUCCUCAUGCACCGAGCCAAAUGGGAGGCCCUCAUCCACCGGGCCAAAUGGGGGCUGCUCAUGCACCGAGCCAGAUGGGAGGCCCUCAUCCACCGGGCCAAAUGGGGGCUGCUCAUGCACCGAGCCAAAUGGGGGGUCCUCAUGCACCGAGCCAAAUGGGGGGUCCUCAUGCACCGAGCCAAAUGGGGAGUCCUCAUGCACCGAACCAAAUUGGAGGUCAUCGUGCACCAAGCCAAAUGGGAGGUCCCAAAAUGGGUGGACCACAUGGGCCAACUCAGAAGCAACAACAGCAGACCAUGCCCUAUCAACAAGGAAUGCCGCAACAGCAGUCACCCGCCCAUCAUCAAAAGGGGCAGCAAGGACAGCCACAACCACAAGGUUUACAUCAGCAAACACCCCCUCAUCUGCAGAAAGCUCAGCAGAAGCAGCAGCCUGUGGCGGCCCCUGUGCCCGCUCCAGAACCCGUGAAGCCGAAAGUGAACUGUCCUCUUUGCAAAACGGAGCUGAACAUUGGCAGCUCUGACCCACCCAACUACAACACCUGUACACAGUGUCAAAGCCAAGUGUGUAACCUGUGUGGCUUCAACCCUACACCACAUCUGGUGGAGAAAAAGGAGUGGUUAUGUCUCAACUGUCAGACCCAGCGGCUGAUGUCUGGAGGCAGUCUUGACGAUCCACCCCUACCUGUUCCUCAUCCGUCUCCCAAGCACCAGCCAAUGGGCUCGCCCCGUCACCAGGUGCCAACCAGCCAGCAGAGCCCUCUCCACAAACCUGCCAAUCAGCAAGGGCUCAAGACAGGCCAGGCCCAGAAAUCGCAGACAGGAACUGGCAGUGGCGGACCAUUUGCACCCACUGCCGCCAAACAACUGACCGACACCAAGACCACCACACCAGCUACGGCACCGGUACCGACCAAGGACACCCAACAACAACCAAAACCCACAGAGACAAAGCCCAAGUCGGAGUCUGAGAACCAAACUCCCAAAGAGAACAAAACCUCCCAGAAGAAAGGAGAGCCGAUGACACCAAUCAAGGAAAUUAAGAAGUCCAGGCACUAUGAUGAUACAAAAAGCAGCAGUACCCAGGACUUGUCACGCAGCCCCCAGAGCCUCAGUGACACCGGCUACUCAUCUGACGGCAUCUCCAGCUCCCAUAGUGAAAUUACAGGUCUAAUCCAAGAAGAGGAGAUGAAACUCAGCGAAAGGGGAAUCAGUGGGCGGGGCUCACCGCCAAGUCCCUCUGAAAUUACCAAGCUAGAGAGUUCCAUGAGGCCUUUGCUGGAGAAGAGUCUCUCUGAAGAGAAGGGAGACAGAAGGGGAAGAAAGCACAGAGACAGAGAUUUGGAUGACAGAGGAAAGCAGCGCCCACGCUCCCUGUCAAUCCCACCAGAUGCAUAUGACUCUGAUGAGGAAUUAGAGGACAUAAUGGAGGAAGAAGAAGAUGGAGGAGACUGGGAGAGUAAACGAAAGGAAGGAAAGGAGGAGAAGAAGGAGAAGAAAAAGAAGGAAAAAGAGGCUGAACCCACAGAAAUGACUGAUGAGGAGUUCAUGCGGAGACAAAUAAUGGAGAUGAGUGCGGAUGAAGAAAAUGAGGAGGAGGAAGAGAUGGAGGAAGAGGAGGACGAGGAAGAUGAAGGAUAUGGCUACCAGAAACCCAAGAAAGGCCACCCUAAGCACAUCAUCUCUGACUCAGGGAAAGAGAAGAGACGCCUUCAGCACCACUCCAGCAGUUUUGAGGAAGAAACUAAGAGCUCUACUGAUGUUUAUAAAGGCUCAGUGGAGGAAGGUGAGGAAGAUGUGAUGGCAUCACAAGGAGGCCUGAGGCGCUUUAAAACCAUUGAACUCAAUAACACCAAUAGCUACAGCAGAGACAUGGACCUGAGCAGUGAAAAUGAUCUGAGCCUUGAUCGGGAACCCGAGCUAGAGAUGGAGAGCCUGACAGGAUCUCCUGAAGAACGUUCUCGUGGUGACUACUCAUCCACUCUGCCACCCACUUCAUCCUCAUAUGGCUCUGGCCAGUCUCCUACUUCCAUUUCAUCAAUGGAAGAGGACAGUGACAGUAGCCCCAGUCGGAGACAAAGACUGGAAGAGGCCAAGCAGCAAAGGAAAGCUCGCCACCGCUCCCAUGGCCCACUCCUUCCCACCAUUGAAGAUUCUUCAGAAGAGGAUGAACUGAGAGAGGAGGAAGAACUUCUUCGAGAGCAGGAGAAGAUGAGGGAGGUAGAACAACAAAGAAUAAGGAGCACAGCACGAAAGACCAAGAGGGAUAAGGAAGAGCUGAGGGCUCAGAGGCGCAGAGAGAGGUCCAAGACACCACCUAGCAAUCUCUCACCCAUUGAAGAUGCUUCUCCAACAGAAGAACUGAGACAAGCUGCAGAAAUGGAGGAGCUCCAUCGCUCCUCUGCUUCUGAGUAUUCCCCUCAGAGUUUGGACUCAGAGGCUGAGGGAUAUGAGUCCAAACUUUACAAAUCAGGCAGUGAGUACAACCUCCCCACCUUUAUGUCUCUUUACUCACCAGUCGAGAAAUCAUCAACAACAACAACAACAACUACCACGGCACCAUCCUCAACUUCCAAACCCCUAAAGAGUGCUGAAGAAGUUUAUGAGGAGAUGAUGAGAAAGGCAGAGAUGCUUCAAAAACAACAGAAACAACAACAGCAACAGCAUCAACAACAAGGACGGCAUGGGCAGUACUAUGAGGAGGAUAUAAAUGGACAAGGUUAUGAUGAUGAGGAUGAAUAUGAACAAGAACAAACAGGAUAUGACAAUGAGGCAGCAGAGACAGAAACUGAUAUUUAUGAGGAGAUCCGGCAAACAUCGCAAAACAUCACCAAGAUGCAGCAGGCCACUGAUGAGCAAGUAGAGAUUGCAAUUGAGAGCUCCUACCCAGAGAAACAGCUCCUAGACACAGGCUCAGCCUUUGCUAAGCUGCUGGAGCAGAGCAAUGCUCUAUUGACCCCAGGCACCAGCCCCACCCAGAUCUCUGCUCCUGUCUCCUUUGCUGAAAGUGGAGCACGAAUCCCAGAUGUUCGAGUAACACAGCACUUUUCUGCAAAGGAUGGACACAAAGAUAGGAUCAAAACCCAAGCAGGAAAGAAUGGAAUAACCCCCACAGUGGCUGCCACCACUAUUGCAGCUUAUGGAGUUUAUGCCAGAGAUGCAGUAACUAUUUCGCAGACUAGUUCAAGCCAGACUAUGACAUCUACUCAGUCUGGAAUAUAUGGCCGACCCACAGCAGGUCCUGCCACAUCCUCAGCUACAGUUUCAAGCGUAUGCAGCAAGAUUGCAGAGAUUACCCAAGCCUACAGUCAAAGAGAGGUGAUCACAAGGAGGGUAGGGGAUACCAGGGGUGUCCAAGUGCGAGACAGCUCAACAUCCUCCACUGAGAGAAUUAUUGAGCCACGUUCUCCCAAGUAUACAACUUAUUACAGAAGCACCAGUCCUCCUCUGUCUCCCUCACCACCACCACAGAGUCCCACUCGGUCACCUUCGAGAAGGAAUACAGCUGAGUUUUCCACACAGACAUUCAGUUCAGAAUUGCGAAUGGAUUCAGCUGGAUCUGGGCCCACAUCUCCAGUGAUGGCUCAGGGCACCCAAACAUCACAUCGAGCAGUUUCCCCGCGGCUGUAUCGACAGCAGUCUUCCCAAGAUGCCCCAUAUUCCCCACCUCCAAGCCCGGCUAGACCAAUGACAGUCAACACUGCAACUUCUCCUCUGUCUUCGCCCACUCGAUUUAGCCGCCAAUCAACAUUUGACACCUACUCCCCUUGUGGCAGCCCCCCAGACACGCCACCUUACCAACAUUCUCCUGACCGCAGCUUCUACCGAACACAAAGAGUGGAGAAAGUAAAUGUGGGAACAAGUAUGGUCACCACAACCAGCACUUACACCAGAGGAUCAGUGUCAAUGGAUAACAUCUCCCUCUGUCGAAUAUCUACUGUACCAGGUACUUCAAGGGUAGAGCAGGGCCAUAUGAUACAAGGUGGAAGUGUUGUGGACCUCAGAACAGCCACCAAACCGGCCCCUAUUAUAAUGACUGACCAAGGAAUGGAUCUUACCUCAUUAGCCACUGAAAGCAGGAAAUACCAUGGUGGAUCAGAGGGUAGCAGACAUUCAACAAUUGUACAGCCACUGAUAAUGAACCUGAACACCCAGGAGACCACCACACCAACCACUGUGAGUGUCACUGUGGCUGCUUCAAUGUUCAUGAUCCAGCCUAAACAGCCAGCAGUCUAUGGUGACCCACAUCAAAAUCUAAUGGAUCUGGGCCAGGGCAUGGGUUCGGCUGUGUGUCUUUCACAGAACAAACCACAAAUUUCACCUCCAACUGACCCAUCAAUACCAAAAAUUGAUGCCAAACUGGAAGACCUCAGUAUCCAACAGAGAGAGCUUCAACUACAACAAGAGAAGCUCCAGAAGCAACAAGAGAUCCUUGAGCAGCAGUUGCAUCAGCACCAUCAGAUGCAACAGCAUCAGCAACAAGCAUCAGCUUUAGCCAGGUACAACCUUACCGGCCAGAUCUCACCAUUAAUUAAAAAAGACAUGCUAGUCAGCCAGACAAGCACAACCUCAGCUGUGGUCAGUGCAGUAUCACCAGCCGUUAACGCUGAACUGUAUGGCACUGGUCCCAUUGAGCUGAAAGGGAAGCCCAGUCCUCCUGGUAUGAUGUCAGGUGGUAAAUCACCACAUAGCAUGGUAGUACAGAUGGAUGGAGGACCAGAGCAGGUCAGGGCAGUAACUCAGCUAGUGCAAGUAGAAGAAGGACAGGAUGCGCUGGAGCAGACUGGUGGCCAAAUUAAACCUGACAACCAACCAGCUUGCUGUGAUGUUGUUUACAGACUUCCAUUUGGUGGAAGCUGUGUUGGUGUUUCUGAGAAAGAGGGCAUAAGGCCUCCCUCUGCCCCACCUCUCACAUAUGAGUCUGACCAAGAAAGACAACCUGUAAGGUAUGAUGAGUAUCCAAUGGAUGGACGUAAAGCUUACACAUUACCUUUCCCUGGUAAGCUCCAGCCUUCAAUGUCUGAUACAAAUCUAGCUGAAGCUGGGCUACAGUCUUACCAAUCCAAACUAGAACAACACCUCCAAGGUACAGGAGAACUUGCCAUAGAUUUAACUGCCAUGAAACACGGGUAUGGAGGGUAUAUAGGGAUGCAGUAUGGCUCCUACACAGAUUUACGUCACGGAGGAGACAUAACAGCCCAAACACUGCCUAUAAGGAGAUAUAAUUCAUUGUCUAACAUUAGUUCAGACUAUGGUUACUCUGCUCGUGACAUUGCUAACUUCCAAGAAGCAAACCUGGCUCAGUACAGUGCUACCACUGCCAGGGAGAUUAGCCGGAUGUGUUCAGCACUCAAUUCCAUCGAUCGGUAUGGAAGCAACCCAGACUUGAUGCAGUUUGGCACUUUGGGGAGAGGAACUGGGCCUGGGUCCUCCAGACUUGUAGCAGGUCUUGGCAUGAGACAAAACCUGCUAUUUGGACUUGAUGGGAAGCCAAUAUCCCACAGUCAAGCACUAACCAACCUUAUCAAUGCCAGGCAGGCCAGUCUCAGAGCCAUGUACCCUGCUGCUAUUAGGUCUUCUGAUGGUAUGAUCUACUCCACCAUUCAGACCCCCAUUGCUUCUACACUUCCCAUUACAACCCAACCUGCAUCUGUUCUUCACCCACUUCUGCGUGGGGUCUACAGGCCAUACCCCUCUGCCAAUAUGACACCUGUGCCCCUAUCUAGUCUUACCAGACUCCCUAUGAGCCCAAGAAUUCCUGUAUCUGGACAAGCUCUAGUCCGUUACCCAGCACCAGGUCUUCUCCAAACAACAUCAGCCACUGCCACUACUGAUGGUGCUGCAACAGCAUUAGCACCAGUAGGUGCCCCAGUGUCUGUUUCUAGUAGCUCUACAGUCCAGGAUGAACCCGUUUACCUUGGUAAAGGUGCCACAUUGACUUCAUCAUCAGCAGAAAUCACCUCAAUAGUAGGAACAGUUGUAAUACCAACACAACCACAGCAGCAGCAGCCAAUAAACCUGUCACAGGCACACCUGCACAGUCAACAACAACAACAACAACAACAACAACAACAACAACAACAACAACAACAACAACAACUGACAACUGCUCAGCAGCAACAGCCGCCUCCUCCAGCAGCCCAUGCCUAUCCUCCCUCAGGUCCUUCACACACCCACGGCUACUCUCAACCUCCACUAGGCCCGUCUGCCCCUUCUGGUGGUUUGCCAAUUCCAGGGGGUCUUCCUCCCUUUCCUCCACCAGGUGCCAUGCACAAGGAGGGUGAAACAGAGGCAGAGAGGCUGCAUCGGCAGCAGGAGCAGCUCCUACAGAUGGAGAGGGAGCGUGUAGAGCUGGAGAAACUCCGGCAACUGCGCCUGCAGGAGGAGCUGGAACGGGAAAGGAUUGAGCUAAAGCUGCACAGGGAGAAGGAGCAGAUGCUGGUGCAGAGAGAGUUACACGAUCUGCAGUCCAUCAAGGAACAGGUUCUGCAUCAGCAGCAACAAGAACGUGAGAAACAACUUGUUCUCCAGAGGGUGCAGCUGGCUCAGCAGAAGUCCCAGCUUGACCAGAUCCAGUCAUUACAGCAUCAGCUCCAGCAACAGCUCGAAGAGCAAAAGAGACAGAAAACUGCUGUAACUCACGGCAUGCCGCUGGACAUAAACGGACAGCCCCUGCACCCCCACAAUGACUCUCAGAUAGGCUCCCGGUCCCUCCCCAACUCCUCAUCAGAGAUGUGUCUGAGGAGCCAGGAGGAGCACAUGGAGACCAGGAGUAACAUGAGGAAGCACAGCUCCAUGACCAGGCUGAGCAGGGACAGCCUGGACGGUGAUGGCGUGGUCUUCUACGGCUCCCCCCGCAGGAUUGUGGACAGCUGUGUGCAGACAGAUGAUGAGGACGGAGAAGAGAGGUACAUGAUGCGUCAUCGCACCAGGAGGCGCGGUCGCAGUGUUGACUGCUCCGUCCAGACAGACGAUGACGAGGACAAAGCUGAGUCGGAACACCCGGUCCGCCGAAGACGUUCCCGUUUCUCCCGGCACUCAGAGUCCAAUGCUACUGGCAGUAGCACUGCGGCCUCAAACAGUACAUCCAGUACAACCGACACUCCCAAGAUGGUGUCAUCCAGCAUCGCUGUCCAGACCAUCAGGGAAAUGUCUUGCCAGACAGAAGUAGAGCACCUAGGGAGAGUCUCCCCAGCGAUCCAUGUGACAGUACCAGACCCAAAUAAAGUAGAGAUUGUGCACUACAUCUCUGGACCUGAGCGAACCCAAAAGGGACAGUCUCUAGCAUGCCAAACUGACCCAGAAGCCCAGUCCCAGGGUGUUGUAGCUCCACAGCUCAGUGUACCAACCACAGUCAGUCCAUAUUCUUCCUCUACCAGUACCGGAACACAACAAUCCAGUUCUGCGGACCUUCUAGCCCAGCAGCGCCAACAGCAGCACAUUGCAGCAAACGCAGCCAAGUUUGAGCGGCGUCGCCCUGACCCACUCGACAUCAACUACCAGCCUCACAACCACCUCCACAACGAGUCCAUCUCCAGCAUCAUCCGGCAGCAGCAGACAGUCCCCAAAUCUCCACAAGUCCUCUACUCUCCUGUCUCCCCAGUGUCCCCUCACCGCCUGCUGGAGACUUCUCUCUCCAGUGAGCGGCUGAACAAGGCCCAUGUCACACCACAGCAGAAGUCCUACACAGCCGAGUCUCCCCAGCGCCACCCAUCUGUGCCCCGACCCAUCAAGAGCACCCAAAGGUCCAUGUCAGACCCUAAGCCCCUCAGCCCCACCACAGACGAACACACCAAGGUCAGGCUGAACCUGUAUCAACAACAAGCACUCCAGAGCCAGCUGGCAGCCCUACAGCAGAGCUCACUUCUCCGAAAGGUCAAGCGAACCCUGCCCAGUCCUCCUCCGGAGGAGACUACUGCAGCCGCUCAUCUGCCCAUGAUGACACCCGCCCUUCAACAGGUCUACCUGCCCUCCGUGCCCAGCCUCAAGCCAAGCUCCAGGUCUGGUCUGGCAGCUAAAGCCAGCCUCCUCAAAGACCUCACCCACGAGCUGAAGGCCGUGGAGCAAGAGUCGACCAAGCUGAGAAAGCAGCAAGCUGAACUGGAGGAAGAAGAGAAGGAGAUUGACGCUAAACUGAGAUACCUUGAGCUGGGGAUCCACCAAAGGAAAGAGACACUGGUCAAAGAGAGGGAGAGGAGAGAUAUUGCUUACCUUAGGUGUAUGGGGGACACAAGGGACUAUAUGUCUGAUAGUGAGUUGAAUAACCUACGUUUAGCAGCUGCAGCUGCAUCACAUGAGACCAAUGGACUACUGACGAGGCCAAGCACUGCCCCUCUCAGCCAGUUCACCGGCGAUCUGAACACAGCAGCCCAGUACCCACCCACCUCGUCCUUCCUCUCUUGUCAGUACCCCCAGAGCCAACCUGCAGCACCUUCUCAACAAUCAAGUGUGCCAUACCAGUCCUCAACAUUCAACCAGCCUCCCUAUCCAACAGUGUCCCAGUCCCAGGCACUGCCACAGCCCACACCCCUCCAGAGCCACAUUCCUCCUCUAGGACCUUCAUACCAAUCUCAAACCUCCUAUUCUUCCCACACCUAUCCCCAAACUCAGCCCCCUUACCCCCAGACAGACAUGGGGAUUCCAGCUGCACCUCAGCCACAGCCUGGGCAAACAGGUUUUGGGCCUGCACCACCUGGUCAGCCUCCAUACCCCACCCACAGCUCACCUUAUCCCAGCGCUGUGUCCUACCCCAGCCAGACCACUCCAUACCCUGGGCAGCCCCAAGCUGAUAUCCUGACAGUCCAUCCUGGAAGGCCCAGGCAGACUUCACUUGCGGAUUUGGAGCAUAAGAUGCCCACCAACUACGAGACGAUCAGCAACCCCACGGUCGUGGUCACCACCACGGCCCAGGAUGCUACCUAUUCCAGUGCAGCCCCCUCUUAUGGUCAGUACACUGGAACGACAACCAUGGCCAGCUCAUAUGGGCCCUAUGGCUCAGCACCAGUGUCCAGUAGCUACGGUGGGUACUCUACCAUGCCACCCAGCACUUAUGGGCCAUAUACUUCAUCAUCAGCUAGUGCAUAUGGCCAGUACACAACAACCACCGCUAAUACUUAUGGCUACACUACCACCACAGCCAGUUCGUAUGGACAGUACACCUCUACAGUUUCUAAUGCUUAUGGGCACUCUGUAGAUAGUCCCUCAACCUACAACACAGCAGAGGGGAUGUACGGGGCUCCUGGCUUAGAACAAAACAUGCCAAGAAACUACAUGAUGAUCGAUGAUGUUAGUGAGCUGACGGCAAAAGACGGGCUGGGCACGACGACAGUGGACAUGAUACAUCAUGGCGGUAGUGGGCGUUACCCGGGCGACAUCCACAGCCACAGCAGCACCAUUGGCAGCACGACGCGUGGGGGAACUAGCAGCUCCUCGUACGGCAGGGCACCUGAGGAGGAAGCAACGAUGCAGGAAGAACUGUACGACCACCACGGCAGGGCCUACCAUCUUGGCCAGGAAGAAACUGACUGGUUUGAGAAGCCACGCUCCAGUUCUCGACACUACGGCAGCAGCCAAUCGACUGGGAGAAGCCGGCACAAUGUCAAACACACCUACCAUGAUUAUGAUGAGCCUCCUGAGGAGGACCUGUGGCCCCAGGAUGAGUAUGGCCAUGGCGGACGACACUCUACACCCCGUGACCACCGGCCUCACGGCAGCUCAAGUCGACACUCGUCCUCGUCACGUCAUUCAGAUGAGCCAAGGUCUUCAAGGUCAACUAAGGGGCACCCCAAAGACCCGUCAGUGAGACAUGAACCUUCAGGACGGUCGUCAUCUACAGGAAGGCGUGGCGAGUCAAGGUCCGGGGGGUACCAAUCUUCAGAAUACUCGCGGGAUCCGUCUGGACACCAUCACGGCCAGCGAUCCUCCAGACAGGGAGACCCACACAGAUCUUCACGCAGCAAGUCCCAGCCGCCAGUGGACAUGCAGGGCCAACCACCAGGCUCCUCCAGGUCUGGCAGCAGCUCUGCCCGGGCUCAGGGCCCCGCAGGCGGACCUACGGGAUCAGGGCGACAGGGCGGUCCUGGCUCCCAGACAGAUGGGGGACCAGGACAGAGGGCCCAGCUCCAACAACAAGCCCAGACAUCAGCGGCCAGGCCAGGGCAGCCUGGUUCCGCAGCAACCACUGGCCCUCUGCAGCAGACCCCAACACAGGGUCAAGGCAUGGGCAUGGGCAUGGGGCAGGGCCAGGUCAAGCCAGGGCAGAUGGGUCCAGCAGGUGGACCCAUGGGUCAGGCCAGGCAGACGGGUCCGGCAGGAACCACGCCAGUAACCAUGGCCAAGAUCGACACUCCUCCGGUAACAGCUAUUGGAGCAAAGGCAGCGCCUGUCAUGGCUUCAAAAGCAGCCCAGCCCCUACUCACAGGCAUAGGCUCCAAGGCAGGUCCUAGACCCGGAGGUAUUGGCAGUGCAGCAGCAGGUCAGCCUGGCAUGGAGGGAGACAGCAUUAUGUCCAAGAUCCUGCCAGGAGGAGCCGCUGAGCAGGCCGGCAAACUGGGAGACGCUAUCUCCGGUUUCGGCAAGAAGUUCACCUCUUUAUUCUGAGGUGCCCACAUUAAGGACUAUGUAAAUGUCAACUGAUGAAGUCAUGAGGCCUCGUACCAGAAAAACCUGUGACGUUCCCCCUGCUUUUGUUUUACUAAAAGAGAGAGAGAGAGAGAGAGAUGGAGGAGAGAGGGGUGUUGGGGGAACAGAGAGAAGAGCUGAGAAAACUGCCAACACGGACUGGGAUCCUCCAGAUACUUCAUGUCUCAGGCCUGAGCAGAGGCUGACAGAGAGAAGCCGCUGCUCUCUCUGACGGGCCAGACAAUCAUUCCAAGAUCCAACGUCCAUCCUCAGAAGGGCAACCCUCAGUCAUCCAGCAGGCCCCCAGCCAAAGACACCACAGCGGAGCCCCUCUAACCGUCCUGUAGCGGCUGGACACAUCUGCGCCUUUACACUUAAAAAGAGAAACCAGUUGCCACACAUUGGCAGCAAAAUCCAAAGAAGCUGGUUUUCCUUUUUGCUGCUCUAUCUCCAGAAGUGGGAUCUGUACUUACAUCACGGAGACCUACGCAGAACCACUGGAGUCCAUGCACCAACUUCCACAUGGAUUUAGCUCUGCAGCUACAAUGAAGGAAGUUAGAGGGGCGAUUCUGUUCUGCUCCCGUAGACGACUCCACCGUUUAAGAGCUGCUUUUUUCUGCUAACAGCCAACAGGAAAUGGCAGCUUUACAGGCACGGUGGCGUGUGAGGAUCCAUUGUUUCACAGUCCUGUGCUCAAACGAAGAAUAACAGCAACCAACCAGCCUCUCUCCUCUUUUCUAUCUCAUCUCAAAGAAAAAAGUAAAAUAAAAAAAAAGUGUGGGAAUGGAAUAAAAAAAUCCUGCAGGUUUUUCUGGUACUAAAGACCUCACCCGGCGAGAAGGAAACUGAGUAAAUGGAAAUGUCACAUUGAAUGAAAUGGACAGCGAUAACGAUGUAGCCGACACAGAGAGCGAGUGUGUCGGCGUGCGUUUCUUUCCACGGUUCGCUCUGUUUCUAUUUACAUUCCAGAUUGGAACUGUGAAAACCUUUCGCUCCCCCCCCUCUUCCUCACCUCCCUGCGUUUUCUUGAAUGCUGAUUCUUCUUCUUUCUUUCUAAUCCCCGCCCAACAACCCUCAACCUGCCAUGUCUUUAAAAAGAAGUGUAUAGUGGAUUUACAAAAACCAAGAAAAUAUGUAGGAAUUUGGAAUGCAUGGAACUUUAUAUCUAAGACCUUACACUGUUCAUCAUUACUUAACCGAGGCCAUAAAGACACGGGGAAAUGAAUCCGAGCUGGACGACGUAAAUAAUAACGAAGAGGAGAGAUUACUGAAGCAACAAGGGAACAUGGCCACAGGAGUAAGAAGAGCCUUUUGUUUUGUUGUUGUUCGUUUUUUCUUCAUUCUGUUGGAGUGAAGCCGUACGUGGUCGGGUUGUUUUUCAGCCAUUACAAAGCCAUUAAAACCACAUUUACCUGCAGCGCUUGUGGCGACGGGAUUUCUCCAACUGCUCCACAACAUGUGGCUCUCAGACAUCUCUCAUGUUGUUAACAUUAGUUCUCUUUACUCAUUCUCAUUUAGUUUUUCUUAUCUGCCGGUUGUUUAUGUUGCAGGUUACCAAUAUCGCCUUAAUCAUUUCCAAAGUUUUAUUUUGAAGUAAAUCUUUUUUUUAUGACAUCCCUUAAACACAUAUUUUCAUCAUACUAUUUAUUUUUUAUGUAGUAGUGUCAGCUGGAACACUGGCCACGGUGAGAUUAAUUUAUACUUUUUAAAAGAUCUUUGUUUUUGAUAGUUGUUUGUGAUAUUAUUUUUGAUUUAUUUAUGUUCGGUAAUGUUUUGUUCGCUUCAUCGAGUCCCCCUGUCUAUUUCCUGACUCUUAUUUAUGAUCAAUAAUUAUAAAAGCAAUAGAGUAAGAGGUGGGAAAGUGAAGAGCACAAUCUUGUGUCAUUUUAAAAGUCGCUGGAUCAGAAAUGUGUUGCCUCCGUCUGUCUAACUCACCACAGAUGUAAGACUCAAGUUUGACUUUAAGCAUACGACAACACGUACGCCAACAUUGUACUAAUACUGCUGUACUAAUACAUCCGAGAGCAGGAGCUUGUCUAUAACCUACGAGUUUGGAACCGCCCAGAUCUUCUCCUCCAACCAACAGUGAGACACUGAUGUCGUCAAUCGGCCAGUUGGAUGGGAUGAGUUGUUUGUUCUGGCCGAAUGGAGCCUAAUCUGAACGCACUGCAGGGCAGCAGAGAGGCACUGAAAAGCAGACCAGUCACACACCCCGGCAGAACUGGACUCAGCAUCGUCACCUGACGGGGGGGUUUGGGUUUUUACGUGAUAUGUCCCCCAAUAUGGAGGUUUAUCAGGAGUCUGCAAAAAAAAAAGCCCCACCAAGCUCCUUGCACAUCAGAGUGUGUCAGCAUGUGUGUGUUCAGUCUGUCAAAUGUGCACAGCGCACGGGAAAGCACACUCAAUAAUGGUGUCAAAAAAAUGAAAAUGAAAAAAAAAAAAAAUCAGCACUUAUGUGACUGAGGAACCAAAAACAACACACUUGGUUGUGUCACAAAGUCACUUGCCUUUUUUUAACUUUUCAUUUUCUAUCGUGGUGGCGUCCAGACCUGAAACCCAACCCCCGAAAAACCUCUCUCUCAGACUGUCAGUUGUCAUGGAAACUUCUCAGGUCAGUGUUCUCCCUGCUGUCGAUCCUGCAGUGCAUUGUGGGAUCUGCGGUUCAGUACUCAAAAGCGUACUCUCUGUCGGGCCAAACGUUGCAAGGCCUUCAGCAAAACCAACGAACCAACCGACUUCUGCUGUAUAUUGUCUGUGUGAACGCUCGCUGGGAACCUUCGCAUGCCCCCCGGCGCAGAAAACCUCAAAGUCACCUCGAUAUUGUUCUGUUCCUACUGUUUGUAUGUAUGUGUGUGGGGGUCUGUGUGUGUGUUAUUUAACCACCAUCAUCCGAUGUGGAAAAGAAAAGAAAACAAGACGAACACAAGCUCAAACACAACAAAUAUGGUGGGCAGAAGAGGCGACCUCUCAUCUCCAGUCGUUCUAUGCAAUCGAUCAUAUUUGGAAAAACCGAAGCAUGAGGAGGGCGAAGGAAGGUUUAACACACAAAUGGGAAAAAAAAGGUCACAAAUCAUUGUUUAUCACACCAGAGUUAUUUUGGCUCGUAGAUGAAAAUAAGGAGAUUCUGUCAAUUUGUUUGUGUGUAACUUAAGUCACCUGUAAAUUUACUAAGAGAGGUCAAUGUGUUGUGUUUACCUGGCAUGUUCAGGGUCCCCUCUCCUUUUCAAGUGGGUCUACGGCCAAAUGGCCUGUCACUAAAGGUGUGUUCAUGACAGUUGGGAAAGCAGAGUUUUAUGGUUUGAAAACUCGCUUUGUUAUUCCCCUUGAAAAUGAUCCGUCGAACAAAAGGUGCAAUAUGAUAUGCAGUUGCCACAUUUACUGUUUUUAUAUUUGAGUUGUUGUGCAGAAAAAAAAUGUUAGCAGGAGCAGUGAGCAGCUGUUGGCCAUUUUGUUUUGUUAUGUUUAAAGCAGGGUUAAUACUCACACAGAAAAGUUGUUCAAAGAAUUAUAUAGAUAUAAAUAUAAAUAUGAAUAUUGAAUAUAUAUAAAACAGAUUUGAAUAUAUUCCCUGAUAUGGUUGGUGUCUGCUCAGAGAUGAAGAAAAGCUCAAACAAACAUAUUUUCAUCCCACGGCCCAUAAUUCACAGUAAUUAGCUUCCUGAAUGUAAACUGGUUGUUAUUUUUUUGCAAAGAAAAAAGAUAAUUCAAAUAUAUAGGUAUUGAUAAUAUACACGUCUAUAGAUUAUAUUUGACUAGAAGUACUACUGUAUGAUGCACGUGAAGCAGUCUUUGAGGCGAUCCUAAUCACAGUGAAUUGAUGCGAGAGUGAGUUUGUGUUUGAGUGUUUAAAGGUGCACUGCCACGACACGCUAACAGAUACGAUUUAUUAAGUAGAUUGUGCAAAGUAAAAAUUUCUGUACCUCAUAAAAUUUAAAUCUUUUUUUUUUAGUUUGGUAGCGGCACACUAUGAAAAGGGAAUUAUAAAGAUGCUAUUUAUGAAAAUUCAGAUUAAAAUAAAAGUUUAUGCAGUAUGAAAACAUCCCAUAACUCCUCUAAAAUUGUUUUAUUUGAGCACAGCUUAACAUGCCAGCGGAACAGUGUCAAAGAGGUUUAGUAUAUAAAUAUAUUUUUUGUGAAACAUUUAUCAGAUGAUUUUAUCUAUGUGAGAAUUUAUUUUAUCGUACUGAGAGGGAAUUAAAGGCUGCUGGGAUUUCAGAGAGAAGAGAGAUUUAGGUUUAAUAUCUAUAGACACAUAGAAGAAGUGAGAAAUUAUGUUUAUACAGAUGUUAUCUACAGCUGGAUUCAUGCAUGACCAAAAUAAUCAGAUUGUUAAAAGUCAGAAGCUGAGGUUAUAUUUUGAAGUCUGGAUAAACAGAAACAUUAGUCAGUUUUACCUCUGAAAUUCCGAUUGGUGGAUGUCUAAAAAUAAAUUUUCUGGUUUUUGUUUAACAAAGGGAAAUGCUAGUGUGCUCUCAAUUGACUGGAUAUUUCUAUACUUUAGAUAAUAAUAAUUGUCUUCAAUAAGAAUGCAGAACAUGUUAGAAUUAACCUUGAGUCAGAGCUUCUGUAGAGUUACGUUCAGGGGCAGCAUUAAGAGUCUGAUUAUUCUGGUUCUAGUGGCCCUAACAAACAUCGCUGCAGAGGUACACACUGCCACCAGACGACUACUGACUUCACCACGGUGGAUUUAAAAUUAGACAUUUUAGACAUUUUCAAAGUAGAACCAAUAGUGUGAGCGAAAGUUUAAAGUUGCCCAAACGAAUAACCAAGUUCCUCGAUUGUUUGUAACAACUAAAAUGUUUCAUAAAAUGUUCCUCAAUCACUUUUGCCUCAGGAAAGCACACCACUAAAUGCAGCAUCGCAACGGAGACGUUCAAAAGACAAGAGAAAAUAAUGGUUGGGAUUUACGCUGGAGCAAUACCUUGGAUUUUUAACACUUGGCGGCACAGAUGUGACCUUCCCCUGGCUGCUGAGAAACAAGAGACUCUUAAUGUUUGAAUGACACAGCCAGGAACACAUGAAUAAUAAGAUCUGUGUCAAAACGUGUUCAAAAUGUCACUUUUGAAUUUCCGCUCCAGUGUAAAUGCAGCGGCUGAAGGUGACUUAAAUAUGCAUAGCAGCAAGGGCUUUUAUACAACAAUACUGGUCAGUGAAGAAAGCCAUCCUGUUACUGCCCUCAAGCCAGUCGUGGUCUCUGUCUAUACUGUGCAAGGUGUCUGUCUAUACCCGGGAACACAAUGGACUUCAGGUCAGACCACAGCAAUCACCAGUGGGCAAAAUCGCAGAGCCACAGUCUGGUUUUUCCAAAGGCGUUCAAAGCCCCAAAACAAAGACAAUAAGAAUCAAUAAACACCUUUUAGAGUUGUGUUCCAAAACCACGUCCAAAACAGACUCAGUUAGGAUCUAAAAUUCUCACACUUUUUUUGGACAUUUUGGAACAGAACUCUCAGUUUGCAAGAGAACAAUAGAGAAAGUUGCUUCCAUCAACUCUGUUUCAUGUUGCAUCGGUUGGCACUGAUCUGCUGCAAGGUCGACAUCAAGAGGUCACGUGACAAACGCCACAAGAGUAAAAAAGCGACGUCUUUGUCGACUGAUUUAAAUGCGGCUCCGAAUGCUUUUGGAAAAACCCAGACUGUGUGUGUGUGUGUGUGUUUGUGUUCUCAACCAAAUAGCAUACAGAGCUCGUGCAGUACGUAGAGUAAUAUCAGUCACCACUGCUCGCGCUGUUACAGACAAGUCAACAUAGAGCAGGACCGGAGAAAGAUUUUAAAAGUGAAAUAUAAAUGUAUAUUUAUAUAUACAUUCAAAUAUAUAUAAAUAUAUAAAAAAGUUAGUGUUUUAUAGGUAAGAGGUUGUUUAAAAAAAAAAGAGAGCAAGAAUGCUGACACAAACAAAACCAUGAGAGAGAAGCCACCAGGCCCAUCCCUCACUGUAAAACCAUCAGGGAGCGUUUAUUUCAUAUUUCACCUGUAACCAAUCAUCAGAGUAAGAAUUACAAGUGCAUGAGCUGGACACCCCCCUCCUCCCGCUCGCCCUCCCCCACUCACCCCUUAACCGUCCAAAACCUCCUCUCUGACCUCCCACCUCACGGGCUGCCAUCUUUUUUUCCAGUGUAAAUACCAGACGAGAGCCGACCGCGAGUCUGCUCCAACAGACAAAUAAACGUGUAAAUGCCAUGAGGGACAUGUUCUGUACAACAUGUGUAAAUCUCAAAACACGCCAACACACCACAACAGACACACACACAUGCACAGGGACACGAGAGAGCGCGAGGCCUUUGCACACCACACGCCGACUCAAGCUGGAGCGUAUGCAAGCCUGAAACCUCCCGGCCCGAAUAUGUGCUUUUUUUGUGUAUAAAAAAACAUCACAAAAACCUACAUAACAAACAAGAGCAGUUGUCGAUUUGAUUAAUAAAUUACAAAAAUCGCAUUGUGUACGUAUGUGGCUGGCUCGUGCGGACUGUUUAAAGCUCAUUAAAUAAAGUUGUAUUCGGAUAUUUAAAAAAAGAAAAAAACAUUGGUCUGUGUAGAGUUUCUAUACAUGUUGUGUUUGUAAAAUGAGAUGAUAUCAAAAACAUAAAAAAAGGGAAAAUAUUCUGGCUUCCAUGUAAUUUUUUGGGGUUGGACAGCAGAUAAUUUUAUGGGGAGAGAGUGAUUGGGCAAUGGAGAUGUGUAAUAAAAAAAAAAAACGAACCCAAGUGAAUGAUGAAAAGGGUGAAAAUAUAAAAGAGAAGAAGCUCGAGAGCCUGAAAAUGACAACAAAGUGUUCCAUUCACUGUUGUAAGUGCAAUGAGCUAAAUUUCCUGUUUCCCCAUUGUAAAACCUUGUGUAUGUUUCCGUGUAUUCCUCCUGUAAAUGGGUGUAGUAGACCUGGUGCAUCAUGCCAUGUAAUGUGAUGAAUGACAAAUUAUGACCUUACAAUACAUUUCAAUCAGGAAAAAUAAAUAAAAGACAAAUACAGAAAAAAAAA
Molecule: messenger RNA, 18987 nt
Organism: Hippoglossus stenolepis (Pacific halibut)
Lineage: Eukaryota; Metazoa; Chordata; Actinopteri; Pleuronectiformes; Pleuronectidae
Gene: bsna
Product: bassoon presynaptic cytomatrix protein a
Exons: 16
Coding region: 52-11994 (3980 amino acids)
Biological process (GO): protein localization to synapse; presynaptic active zone assembly
Cellular component (GO): GABA-ergic synapse; cytoskeleton of presynaptic active zone; glutamatergic synapse
Molecular function (GO): structural constituent of presynaptic active zone; metal ion binding
Source: RefSeq, a predicted model, not a curated record